AUGGUGACCGGAGCGCUUCCCGGGACGGGCGGGGCCGAGGUGGGCACACAGGUCGGCACCCCGUCCGGUGGGCAGAGGGGCCACAAAAGCAACCAGCCGAGCCGGCACCUUGCUGGCGACACCCACUGCUGCCAACAGAACUUCUCGGGCGGGAAGAGGGCACAGUGGUGGCUCCCUGGGGCCCCGGCGCUCCCUCCUCGUUGGAGUCUGGAAGAGCUGCCCACCCACGGCCAGGUGUUGGGUGGGCUGCCAGGGUGGUCGGGGCGGAGGAGGAGAGGGAGGGAGAACACUCAGAGUUUCCGGAAGAACCUGGGAGGAGGGGGUUGCAGGCAAGCAGCCAGGCUGCGGAACCAGGAACCAGCGGGGGCCUGGCAUGGACCGGCAGAGGCCUGCGACGCGGUGGGUGGAGCUCGGCCCAGCACGUCUGCGCAUUGUCUGCGCAUUUCCUCGUUUCUCGCUGCAGCUUCUCUGGGAGGCAUCCUCAGCAUUGCAGUGAUGAUGCCACGGUCUGAUGGAAUUCUGGGCCCUUCCCUGCAAAUCGUCUGGAGCCAGGCAAGUUCUUCCCGUCAGAGCAGAAACCCUGGUUCUCUCUCGGCUCAGCGCAGCCGUCCCGGUCCUGCCCAGGCCCCACUGGUCCCAGCAAGCCCCGGGCCGACCCAGCAUGACGGGGUAUGGGUGUGUGACCCUCCCAGAGGGGAGAUCGGGAGUGACAGUCCACCCAACACAGAGUCCACACUCUCGACCUCUGUGAGAACUGAUGGCAGGAAGAGCACAGAGAGCCCAGGGAGGACACGCGGGAACACUUUCUUGCUGGCCAGGAUUUAUCUGCAGUUAUCCACGUCAGCUCUGGCUGGUUUGAGCAGAAAGGAAUCUAACAUGGGAUCAGGAGCAUCCAGAGUCACGGACGUGAGUGGAGGAGCAGCUCCAGGUGGGACGUUCGGGAGCAGCCCCGGCACCCCUGGCCCUGGGCGGAGGAUGCUGUCACUGCAGCCAGGACCCAGAGGGGCUGGGGACCUCGGUGACACCAGCUCUAAGCCCACACGGCCUCUGCCGUGACCUUCCCAGCAACACCAAGGCUCGAGCUCUGCCGUACACCCCGCAAACCACGGGGGACACCAGGUGCCUCUAAGUGAAAGAGGAGAACAGGGACAGUAGAAAGGCAGCAUAAAGGGACAUUUGCUAA
Lemur catta (Ring-tailed lemur) is the source of this 1183-nucleotide messenger RNA. RefSeq lists its product as uncharacterized. The transcript is spliced from 3 exons. The record is from RefSeq and is a predicted model, not a curated record. NCBI's taxonomy places the organism in Eukaryota, Metazoa, Chordata, Mammalia, Primates, Lemuridae. Bases 1 to 1056 code for a protein of 351 amino acids.